Messenger RNA from Sorex araneus (European shrew), 8037 nucleotides. It is a transcript of the gene PTCHD1, whose product is annotated as patched domain containing 1. The transcript has 4 exons. The record is from RefSeq and is a predicted model, not a curated record. Bases 113 to 2782 code for a protein of 889 amino acids. Gene Ontology annotation, cellular component: synapse; plasma membrane. Gene Ontology annotation, biological process: cognition; chemical synaptic transmission. NCBI's taxonomy places the organism in Eukaryota, Metazoa, Chordata, Mammalia, Eulipotyphla, Soricidae.
UCGCCUGGAAUUCUCCGUCCUCGUGUUCCUAGGCUGGCGCGCAGAGUCUCCCCGCGAUAGCGGCGCCGCCGCCGCUGCCCGCGCCACCCCGCCGUCGGCCUUGGGGGUCGGGAUGCUGCGGCAGGUUCUGCACAGGGGCUUGAGGACGUGUUUCUCCCGGCUCGGCCACUUCAUUGCCAGUCACCCGGUCUUCUUCGCCUCGGCACCCGUGCUCAUCUCCAUCCUGCUCGGCGCCAGCUUCAGCCGCUACCAGGUCGAAGAGAGCGUGGAGCACCUGCUGGCGCCCCAGCACAGCCUCGCCAAGAUCGAGCGCAACCUCGUCAACAGUCUCUUCCCGGUCAACCGCUCCAAGCACCGGCUCUACUCGGACCUGCAGACCCCCGGGCGCUACGGCCGGGUCAUCGUCACCUCCUUCCAGAAAGCCAACAUGCUGGACCAACAUCACACCGACCUGAUCUUAAAGUUGCAUACUGCUGUGACCAAGAUCCAGGUUGCAAGGCCUGGUUUUAAUUAUACAUUCGCUCACAUAUGUGUCCUGAAUAAUGAUAAGAGCUGCAUCGUGGAUGACAUAGUACAUGUCCUGGAGGAGCUCAAGAAUGCUCGGGCCACCAACCGGACUAAUUUUGCUAUCACAUACCCGAUCACUCACUUGAAGAAUGGGCGGGCAGUCUACAAUGGGCACCAGCUUGGCGGUGUCACCGUGCACAGCAAGGACCGAGUGAAAUCUGCAGAGGCCAUCCAGCUCACCUACUACCUGCAGUCAAUCAACAGUCUGAACGACAUGGUGGCUGAGAGAUGGGAGUCCAGCUUCUGUGACACUGUCCGACUGUUUCAGCAAUCAAACGACAAAAUCAAAAUCUACCCUUACACAUCCUCCUCGCUGAGGGAAGAUUUCCAGAAGACUAGCCGUGUAUCAGAACGUUACCUGGUCACCAGCCUGAUUCUGGUGGUCACCAUGGCUAUCCUCUGCUGCUCUAUGCAGGACUGCGUCCGCAGCAAACCCUGGUUAGGCCUGCUCGGGUUGGUGACCAUAAGUCUGGCCACUCUCACUGCGGCCGGGAUCAUCAAUCUUACCGGUGGGAAAUACAAUUCCACCUUCCUGGGAGUCCCUUUCGUCAUGCUAGGUCAUGGAUUGUAUGGGACUUUUGAAAUGUUAUCCUCCUGGAGAAAAACUCGAGAAGACCAACAUGUUAAAGAGAGAACUGCAGCCGUGUAUGCAGACUCCAUGCUCUCCUUUUCUCUCACCACUGCCAUGUACCUGGUCACCUUUGGCAUAGGGGCCAGCCCUUUCACGAACAUUGAGGCAGCCAGGAUUUUCUGCUGCAAUUCCUGUAUUGCAAUCUUCUUCAACUACCUCUAUGUACUCUCGUUCUACGGUUCCAGCCUGGUAUUCACUGGCUACAUAGAAAACAAUUACCAGCAUAGUAUCUGCUGCAGAAAAGUCCCAAAGCCUGAUGUACUGCAGGAGAAGCCGGCAUGGUAUAGGUUUCUCCUGACAGCCAGAUUCAGUGAGGACACAGCAGCUGACGGCGAGGAAGCGAAUACUUACGAGAGUCACUUAUUGGUAUGUUUCCUCAAACGCUACUACUGUGACUGGAUAACCAACACCUACGUCAAGCCUUUUGUAGUUCUCUUUUACCUUAUUUAUAUUUCCUUUGCCUUAAUGGGCUAUCUGCAGGUCAGUGAAGGGUCAGACCUUAGUAACAUCGUAGCAACUGCGACGCAAACCGUUGAUUAUACUAGUGCCCAGCAAAAGUACUUUAGCAAUUACAGUCCAGUGAUUGGAUUUUACAUAUAUGAGUCAAUAGAGUACUGGAACGCUACUGUUCAAGAAGAUGUGCUGGAGUACACCAAGGGGUUUGUGCGGAUAUCCUGGUUUGAUAGCUAUUUAAAUUACCUUCGGAAACUCAAUGUGUCCACUGACUUGCCUAAGAAAAAUUUCACAGACAUGCUGAGAAAUUCCUUCCUGAGAACACCUCAAUUUUCACAUUUUCAAGAGGACAUCAUCUUCUCUAAAAAGUACAAUGAUGAGGUGGAUGUGGUGGCCUCCAGAAUGUUUCUGGUGGCUAAGACCAUGGAAACAAGGAAAGAAGAACUCAGUGAUCUGCUAGAAACCCUGAGGAGACUCUCUGUCACCUCCAAGGUGAAGUUUAUUGUCUUUAACCCAUCCUUCGUGUUCAUGGAUCGAUACGCCGCCUCUCUGGGAGGCCCCCUGCACAACUCCUGCAUCAGUACUUUGUUCUUGCUUUUCUUCUCAGCAUUCCUCGUGGCAGAUUCGCUGAUCAAUGUCUGGCUCACUCUCACUGUUGUAUCCGUGGAGUUUGGAGUGAUAGGUUUCAUGACAUUAUGGAAAGUAAAACUGGACUGCAUUUCUGUGCUCUGCUUAAUUUACGGAAUUAACUACACAAUUGAUAAUUGUGCUCCACUGUUAUCCACAUUUGUUCUGGGCAAGGACUUAACAAGAACGAAAUGGGUAAAAAAUGCCCUGGAAGUGCAUGGGGUAGCUAUCUUACAGAGCUACCUCUGCUAUCUUGUUGGUCUGAUUCCUCUCGCAGCUGUGCCUUCAAAUCUGACCUGUACACUGUUCAGGUGCUUGUUUUUAAUAGCAUUUGUCACCUUCUUUCACUGCUUUGCCAUUUUACCUGUGAUACUGACUUUCCUGCCACCUUCUAAGAAAAAAAGGAAAGAGAAGAAAAAUCCUGAAAACCAGGAAGAAGUUGAGUGUGUUGAAAUGGUGGAUAUCGAUAGUACCCGAGUGGUUGACCAAAUUACGACAGUGUGAGAGCUGCUUGUUAUAUUUUCACCCUAGGUCUUAUCAAGAAUGAAGAGAUUAUGUUAAUGAAACAAUUUCAGAAUUCUUCUUUAAGGAGAAGAAGCAAGCAUUGCCAAAAAACCGUAAAUAACAAGGGGGGAAAUGGGCAUUGCAAAUUUUCAAUCUUUAAAACAAAAGGGUUGUUAUCAGAAAAAUAACACACAUCUACACACACACACACACGAACACACACACCAAGUCUAGGAGACUUACAGUCUCUUAAACUAAGAUCAAAUAAAAGAAAGGGUAUUAGCAAGCAGAAUCCUAUUUAAUUCACACUGUAGAUGUUGCUGGUAUUGUGACCAAAACUUACUGAUUGAAGGGUUAGCUGUCAAGGCAGAAAUAGAUUUAAGCAGUGUUCAAACAAUAAGGCUUCCAGAACAUCUGUGGAGCAAUAGUUCCAGGCAGGGUCUGUAUUUUGAGGUCUUAGCUGGCUUAUCCAGCCCCCCAAGACCCAAGGAGAUGCUUGCGGAAGUUCUGAUCAUUGAAAGCGUCAGAACCUCAGAAACAGGCACAUACUAGAGUGGCCAUCACGCAUGGGCUGAAAUUCAGUCACCCCUACACUCACUCAGCUGAGGCAGUUUUGUUGUCUAGAAUGAACUUGUCAUAAUGCUCCAUCAAUACACUGUUAACAUUUAUAUGCUUUGGUUAAUGUAUCAUUAAACCAGUGACAGCUCCAGCAUUGCAAAACUGGGGCAAUUCUAUUUUGGAAUGUCUUAUUACUUGUCACUAAACAGAUCUGCUUUAUUAGUUACAGCUUUUAGCAGGAGGCUCUGAGUACUCCAAACCACAAUGCCAAACCCAAAUCCUCUGCUGUGAUGGAAAAGAACAGGUGUCUACUUGAACCCAAAGACUGUGUCUCCGUUCUGACAAAAAACAAAUGGCCAGCGGAUACAGCUGUUUGUGGUGUGGCCCUACGACAUGUAGUGUGGAUGCCCAGAAACAACUUCUGCCUACACAGAGCUGAGAAAGAAGAAAUGAACACUGAAAACAACUUUCAGCCUGGACUGUGAAUCAGCCUUCGUGGAAAGAUACGCCUGCUUCAAGGCCUAAUGGAGAAAAGAAAGGUCUUUGGUGAGUAUAAGUCCUGAAACACAGAAGUACAAGCAGGGAGAUGAAGGGCUGAAAAGGAGAGAGAAAGAAAAGACUGGAAAGUGUAAUCUCCAACACAAAUCGAUAACGACAGUCAAAGUUUCCUGCAACACUGGCUGCACUUUUACCUUGUUGCCCCCCUCCCCCCCCCCCCGCACACACACACCUCUUUGGGUGACCCUCUACUUCACUUCACUGCACGGCCCUUCUGUACAUUAAUGCGCCUAGAUGUUUUUACUGUUUGGCUUGAAGUACCUCUGGAUCUAAACAUAAGUGGUUUGAGCUGAAGAAGCUGUGUGUGUUGCUCCAGACCCUUGCAUUUCUUUGUCUAUAAAAGUGAAGCUAAGACCUGGUCACGUUUGCGACAAAUGUCUACAGUGUUUUUCCCUUCUAGAGAUGUAGCUUCUUUAGACCUCUGUAGUGGUAAGCUUUCCCCAAAAGCACCUUACCUUUCUGGACUUUUAGCGGACAUACUGUGCAACUUUCCUCCUCCACAGAGGAGGAAACCAAGACCUAGGAGAAUUAAGCGACUCACACCAGGGUCACACCACUAGAGGGUGUCCUUUACUUUAGCAUGCCUAAGGCAAGGCAGGCCAAUUUUAGAUUUUCUCCUAAGAGGGCUAUUACUCCCUUCAAAGUACAUUUGCAAGGAAAGAACCUAAGACUUUAUUGGCCAUAAGGCAGACUUUUUUUUUUGUAAUGUUUCGGUAAUGUUUGGGAUAUAGGUUUGCCAUUGUCUUUUCAAUCAGCAAAAAUGCCUAAAUGAUUCCGAAAUAACCACACCAAGUGCAAACCUGUGCUUUCUAUUUCAUGUACUGUUGUCUACACAGUUCUAGAUAUAUAGUCAGGAGAUUGUAGCUAGUGAAUUCCACACUCGUUCAAUCUCUCCUGCAGACACACUAAGUGAUCAACACCAACUUGUAAUGCACUCAACUAGAAGAUAACAAGCUUUAAUCUGAGGACAAGUACAUUCCUCGAAAAAGGGCAAGUUCGCAUACUAGAUCUGCGAUCAAGUCUCUCUCCAAGGGGCCUACAACUAGGCUAUUAUUUAUAAACAGCUGAAGAGGGGAUUGGUUUUAUUCUUAAAUCAUGUGUUACUAAAUCAUUUUCUGAACAGUGCAUUCUAAAUCAACCAUUGAUUUAGUGUCAGCCACGUGGCAUGCCUUGGAUUAAAGCAACACUACAAAACUGAUACAACACACACACCAAUCAACUGGAUUUUGUUGAGAAUUUAAUCGUUCAGUUUUGUCAACAAGAAUGACUUUAUUGUGGAAUUUUGUUUUAUGACAGAUAUUAGUUUUCCAACUUGAAUGAGUCUCUGUAUUCCUUGGAAUAUUGUAUUUUUAAAUGAAGGGCAUUUUCAACCUUGUCAACUUCUCUUUUCAGCACUUGAAAUCAAGAUUUAUGGAAUUCUGCCUAUGGAAUGACUUUUUUUACUGGGGACUCUGCAUGCCAAGAUUUAUUGUUUAUAAUUUAUUGUUAGAUCAUUAUCUAUUUGUUAAUGUUGAUUAUUGAUUAUUGCUCUGACGUUUAACCCCACCUGGAGAAGAUACUUUAGAAGUUACUCAAACUCACAUCUUCAUAAAACUUAAGACAUUACUUCGUGAAGUUUCACUUUUUCAAUUGCUAUAAAGAGGAAAGAAAUGAUCCUAGCAAACACUUGCAAAAGUUUUAUUUUUCAAUUAAUUCCAACCAAGACAUCAAUGUUCACUUUACCAAAGAAACUUAUUUGGUUGGUUUUGAGUUGGUGUUUGUUGUUUGUUUACCAAAGAAAAUAUUCCAUUCAUCAAAAAUAUUUCUCCUGGUCAACUAAAAUAACUGUGAUGCUUGGGCUUUCUUGACCAUUCAUAAAGGGGGAAGGGGGAGGUGUUGACAAAGGAAGAUAAAAUAAGAGGAUAUUCUAAGUGAAAUUCAGCAGAAGAUAAAAUUCACAGAAACGUGGGAUUUCCAAGAAACAAAAUUAUAUUUGAAAGGGGGGACGAUUGUGAGUCCUACAUCAUUGGUCAAGGAGAAUGAUUGCUUCUCAGACUAGAAGGACAUCAGUUCCAGAGGGGGAAAAAAAGACAAGUCUUCGGGAACCGCCCUGUUUCCAGUCUUACAGUCUUUGUUGUUUUGGUUGGGUGUGGGGCAGGGCUUGUUUAGCUUUGAUCUGGUUUGUGGUAUUUGUUUUGUUUUCUUUCCUACCACUUUACCCCUUAAUUUUUAAUUAGAAGUGAGAUAAUCAGAUUCUAUUCUCUAUGGCUACAGUUAUUUUAUUUAGGCACUAUGUUGCUGUAAACAACGCGCUUCAUAAUCCUUUCAUUUUGACUAACCAUCACCAGGUUGUUCUAAGUGACAUUCUGGGACCAUAAUACCCCUUUCCUCUAGCCCCAGCAGUAGACUGUGGCUCCAUCUGUCUGCAGAACUGGCGGUCUAAGAGCCACCUUCAGGAUGCUAUGUGAGGCAGGGGCUCUUGGACACAAAGGGUAGUCUUGCAUACCGGUGAUGUACAUUUGGGUCCCAUUAAAGUAGCCAUUGUAGCUUGUAGUAGUGUUUGAAUUCUGUGAAUCCAAUUUUCUCAUCUGUUAAACAGGGGUAAUAACAUAACUAUCCUUAAAUUCAGCGAAUCCUGAUUGAGUACCUGAUAUCACUCAGCUAUCGUCUCCAGAGCUUGGAGGAGAGAACAGUAUGAGAAUCAGGGUUUUUAAAAUAUCUGCCCUCAGAGAGCCUACAUUUAAGUGAUGACACAGAUUUGCUGUGAGGAUUAAGUGAGAUGUCUGAAAAGCACUAGUGGCACAGGAAAGGAAGUCAAGAUAUUAUGAUUUGUAAUUUGUUUAUCCCACAUAAUGGCACUAGGGCUCAGGAUGCAGAGUUACCACGAAGUUGGUCUUUGCAGAAUCGGGCAAAGGAUUAGGGCCAUAUAAUGAUACAGUGAAUUGUCUUAGUCAUUCUAGAACACUCAAAAUUCAGCUAGAUCAACCACCAUAGGGGCAACUUUAUAGAAAGCACAAACCCUUGAUAUUGAUUUGGGACUAUCAUUUUUGAAACAAUGAAAUUGAGGCACUCUGGGAAUGGGAGCAUGGAGGGGAAGUCACUUACUACUUAAUUAUGAUGCCCGGCUUAUCUGAAGAUAUCUGAACACUCCCUCUGAGUAAUUUGCUGUUAACUUUGUGCUGUGUAAAAAGCACAGCUAUCCAAAGACAAAGUUCUUAGUUUUUUUAAGUAUGGGAAAGCUACAACACAAAGGAAAGAUUAAAUUAGUACUACUGAAUUCUCUGGCAGAAGACUGGCAACGGCUGCGGCCAGCACAUUGCAUAGUUCCUCCCUGUUGUGGUUACAACUGUUGAUUUUUGUCUCGUGCCAGUCCAAGAGAAAGCAAAGAGGAAAAUAAAUGAGUGGGAAUCUAUUCACCUGAAGAGGCAGUGGUAGGAUAUCCUCCUCCCUCCCGCCCCCUGUACCCCACCUCUUAAUUGCCCUGCUUCUGCCCAGGCGAUCUAUUUGAAGUCUUUUGAUAUCUCUGAGGGCACCAUCAAGGAAAAUAAAGUGAAACAACCAGACAGCUAUGGCCUCUGUGCAGAGAAAAACUGCAAGGGCUCAGAGUCUACUGAGGGGGAAAGGAGACAUCUUUUAAUAGUACAGAGAAAGGAAUGUGUACCAAGGAGGCAAGGUGUAGAGAAAACCUUGGUAAAAAGAGUGAUGUUUGUGUGGAAUGUGCCAGCCUCUUCUCCCUCCAGAAUGUUGACACCAGAUGAGUCUUUGGAUAAAAUGAAACUUACCCCACUUCUUUUUUUCAUGUAAAAAAUGGAAACUGGAGAAGUGAUAUUGCAUGCAUGGAGCUAGUCAGAAGAGACGGGGACUAGAACUCAAGUGUCCUAAUUCCCAGCCACAGUUCUUUCUCCAUUGUGCCACUUUACUGCCAAAUUCAAUGUAUCUAAAUUACGGGAUCAUAACCUGGGGGAGGGGGGCCAUGAAUCAGUUGGUGGGAAUGUGGGGCUGACAUCCUUAAAGUUAAUUUAUAUGAAAAUAUGUGUGUAUAUGUUCAAUAUGUACAUUUUCCUAAAAAGAGAGUUCAUAGUUGUCAUCAGAUUCCAAAAGAGGUCUGUGUUCCCAAAGGGUAAAAAAAUGUCCUAAUAAAGACCUCAUUGGGAGUGUGA